AUGAAGUCGGCGGGCAAAAAGCCCAAGAGCGCACCGGCUCCCCCUCCUCGCUCCGAUUGCCCUCCAGACGUCGAAGAACUCGGUCGGUCUACAUGGACUCUUCUGCACAGUAUUGCCGCGACAUACCCUGAUUCCGCGCCGCCCGAGACACAGUCGAUCAUGCAGCAGUUCCUGUCUACUUUUUCAAAACUAUAUCCGUGUUGGGUGUGUGCCGACGAUUUCCGCAGAUGGAUGGCCCAGCCGGGCAACGAGCCGAAAGUCAAAGGUCAAGAUGAACUAGGCACGUGGAUGUGUCAGGCGCACAACGCGGUUAAUGUCAAGUUGGGGAAACCUGAGUUUGACUGUACAUUGUGGAAACAGAGGUGGAAGGAUGGAUGGAAGGAUGGAAGGUGUGAUUAA
This is a messenger RNA of Exophiala dermatitidis NIH/UT8656, 399 nucleotides long. RefSeq lists its product as uncharacterized. NCBI's taxonomy places the organism in Eukaryota, Fungi, Ascomycota, Eurotiomycetes, Chaetothyriales, Herpotrichiellaceae. Bases 1 to 399 code for a protein of 132 amino acids. The transcript has a single exon. Gene Ontology annotation, cellular component: mitochondrion. The record is from RefSeq and is a predicted model, not a curated record. Gene Ontology annotation, molecular function: flavin-dependent sulfhydryl oxidase activity; flavin adenine dinucleotide binding.